AUGGAGGGCGUCUUUCUUGUCCCUCCGGAUAGGGGCGCACUGAUUGGUAGAGCUCUGUGGAAGCCCCGAUUUGUCACUAUUGGUGGUCCUCAGAGGGAACCUGCGCAUAGUAACAACCGCGCCCAUGCCAAUCGCUCCUCGACUCCCAAAGGCCAACAGAUCACGGACCCUGACGCUGUCUACCUAUCCGUGUACAAGAGCAGUAGCGAUUAUGAGCCAGCUCAACAACACGCGAUCGGUUCAAUAACCGAUUGCCAAAUCCAGCUGCUAUCCCAUCGCAAACAGGGCCCACCGCAGGCCACCUUGGUCAUCAGCAUUUCCCCCGAUCCUACUACUGAUAAACUGCGGAAGAGGCGCUCGAGCAGGACUGCCGGUCUGACAAGCACAAAGGAGACCAGCCCCUCAACAUUACUGUUUCGUCAAGGCGACCCCGACGGUCCCACGCUACGGGAGUUCUUGCAGCAUCUCCAGGCGGUCAUGCGCCAGGCCCCUCCCACGCUGCCUAUGAGCCCUAUCACCCCGGCCUCUCCCACCUUCAUCAACCCCUUUUCUCCCCGGUCGAGAGACGCCUCUGACUAUCAACGGCCCGGCAGCGGUCACGCAGCCACCAAUUCUACGCUCAGCCACAAGGGCUCAAGCCACACGGGCUCCAGUAAGGAACGGGAGAGACCCGUCACUUUUUCCGAGGCGCAAAGCCUCAGGUCGAGACGGAGUGAUAUUUCCCACGCCAGUUCCAUGAACCCUUCACGCCCAGGCUUCACUAUUCAACCUCAGGCGUAUGGACGAGCGUAUCCGGCAGAUCUACCAUCGCCCGCUACCACCGUCGGCGAGUACCAGGGCGAGUUCAUCGAGGGCUGGACGUCGGCGCAGGGUAGGUCAUCUGUAGUGAGCUCACCGGUGCGGGGCCGUGACAGCAUCGAUACCCAGCCCUCGGCGGCGCCUCGCUCUAUCGUGGACUCGAGCUCUCCUCCGGGUCCACGAGAGACCAUUUUGGAUCGGGCAUUCCAGCUCAGGUGUAUCCCUGGCUCCGAACGUCAGAUUCCUGGGGAGGAAAAGCUCAGCUCCCUAGCUCGCUUUGACGCUCUUAUGCGCGAGGUCGACCAGAAGCAACAACGGUCAAAACCAAAACCAGUCCUGACUGAUAACGAUCCUGGUAUGAAGAGCGCAUGGGAUCUGGAUGAAGAUGACUCGGACUCAGAUGACAGCAUCAUCCCAGAAGAGGAUGAAGAUCCCGACAGGGAGCUGGCGAGCGAGCAUGAUAUCGACGGUUCUGUCUACAUGCCGGCGUCCGCUCAGCGAGCGCUCUUCUUUAUCACCAGCCGCCACGAGCCGCAACCAUCGAGGUCGCAGAGCUCCAGGUCGCCAGCCAGCUUUGAUGCCGAGACCCUCAGAACACUAAAUAGUGGGUAUCCUCAUCCCAGGCCGCAGACCGGUUACGCCAGAAGCAGACCAGGCAUGGCUCAACGAACCCACAGUCAACCCCAGCUAGCGGGCAACUCGGCAGCAAAGCUGUCGUUGCUUGACAUACCCGCCUCCUCUAUACCGGCCAAGACGCCCGAGGAGCAGAUUUCCGCACGAGGCAGCGUCGAGAAACGAGCAUCGAACUCGAGCACGGUGCGACUCAGCUUCACCGAUUUCACCCGACGACUGAGCAGCACCAGUAGCCUCCUCUUGGUACAGACUAAUACUAGUGGCGGCAGCAGUCGCGGCAGCACCAGCGAGGCCGAGCUACAGCAGACCGCAGUCAAGGGAAAUCUGAACCCGCGAGGUGUCCCUCCGCCACCAGUCGAUCGGGAUCGCUGUGGCUGGCGUGGUAGUGUCGGCGUCCUUGCGCCUGAAGGCGGAUUUCUCUGA
This is a messenger RNA of Thyridium curvatum, 1854 nucleotides long. RefSeq lists its product as uncharacterized. The transcript is spliced from 3 exons. The record is from RefSeq and is a predicted model, not a curated record. NCBI's taxonomy places the organism in Eukaryota, Fungi, Ascomycota, Sordariomycetes, Thyridiales, Thyridiaceae. Bases 1 to 1854 code for a protein of 617 amino acids.